UCCUACGUCACUUUCAGUCGCCGGACGCCGCAGGACGGACCCCUUCGACGGGUGGUUUCGCAGCAGCUAACCGCGGACGACACACUUCCCCGUCCUUCAGCAGUAAAAUGUACUACAAGUUCAGCGGCAUUACCCAAAAGCUGACGGGAUCUGCCCCCACGGCCGCCUACAGCCCCCAGGGGCUGAGGCCAAGUGUGCCAGCAGAAUCCCCAACCAUGAUAUUUGCCACACCCACCAAGUUGGUGUCAGAGGCUGGGGCCACGGUGGAGUACAUGGGAGCAAGCAAGAUUAACGAGCUCCAGAAGCUUUUCCAGGCGCCGGACGGUGUUCCCGUUCACCUGAAGCGCGGACUUCCCGACAGGCUCCUGUACCGCACCACCAUGGCUCUCACGCUAGGAGGAACUCUGUAUUGUCUGGUGGCUCUUUACAUGGCAGCCCAGCCAAGAAAUAACAAGUGACCAACACAAACACCAGGAUUCUUUCUGGAACACCCUCCCGACACGUCUCGAACCCGACUUCCACAUUCUCUGUCUGACCUCGCCAUUGCCACCCUUUUGGGACUUGAGAAUAACUUUAAAACAUCACGCCAAUGAUGAUGAUUCUAAUGUCUGUCUUCUUUGUAAAAACAAAACAAAAGUGUAAUUUAAUAAAUUUAAGGGGUAAAUGUU
Messenger RNA from Scophthalmus maximus (turbot), 668 nucleotides. It is a transcript of the gene cox7a2l, whose product is annotated as cytochrome c oxidase subunit 7A-related protein, mitochondrial. Bases 108 to 458 code for a protein of 116 amino acids. Lineage: Eukaryota; Metazoa; Chordata; Actinopteri; Pleuronectiformes; Scophthalmidae. Gene Ontology annotation, biological process: regulation of oxidative phosphorylation; mitochondrial electron transport, cytochrome c to oxygen; mitochondrial respirasome assembly. The transcript has 3 exons. The record is from RefSeq and is a predicted model, not a curated record.